Seriola aureovittata is the source of this 1731-nucleotide messenger RNA. It is a transcript of the gene neil1, whose product is annotated as nei-like DNA glycosylase 1. Bases 296 to 1561 code for a protein of 421 amino acids. Gene Ontology annotation, cellular component: nucleus. Lineage: Eukaryota; Metazoa; Chordata; Actinopteri; Carangiformes; Carangidae. Gene Ontology annotation, molecular function: zinc ion binding; DNA N-glycosylase activity; DNA-(apurinic or apyrimidinic site) endonuclease activity. Gene Ontology annotation, biological process: base-excision repair. The record is from RefSeq and is a predicted model, not a curated record. The transcript has 9 exons.
UGAUAAUUACUCGAUUACAAAUAACGAGCGUAAGAAGCGCGGAGAUCUCGCGAUACUUUCAAAAGAAUGAUUGGUGAACAGUGAUGUUACACAAGUUGUUUGGUAACAAGCAUGUUGUGAAAGCUUUGUGGUUGGUAACAUGUGCCCAUUGCUGCAGCCCGGUGUAGCGUGGAGGAGCAAGACAAUCUCUGUAGGUUAAAAAACUGCACUUUCGGCUUGAUAAAUCAGCAAGUUUAUCAACAGCGAAGUCUAUUUCCUGGUUUGGUUGUAGCACAGCUUCAUCUGUUCCAUCAAAAUGCCUGAGGGACCAGAGCUCCACCUGGCCAGCCUUUAUGUAAACAAAAUGUGUCAGGGAGUGGUGUUCACUGGACCGGUCAGAAAAUCUGAAGUCAGCAAAAGUCCCGAUGUGCCCUUCACCUGUGAGGCCUAUCGCAUCACAGCUGCUUCCAGAGGCAAGGAAGUGAAGCUCACGCUGACGCCCAUGAAGAGCGAUGGCCCUAAAGAGCGGGUGAAAGCAGGACAAGAACAACCCAUGGAAAUUGUCUUCCGCUUUGGAAUGUCUGGCUAUUUCCGUCUCACCACAGAGGAUGAGUUGCCCAAACACGCCCAUUUACGUUUUUAUUCCAACGAGACACCCUGCAGAGUGCUGAGCUUUGUGGAUGCACGCAGGUUUGGCAGCUGGCAUCCCAAUGGGGCCUGGCAGCCUGACAGAGGGCCCUGCAUCAUGUUUGAGUACAAGAGCUUCAGGGAGAACGUCGUGUCGCACCUGUCUGACCGUGCUUUUGACAGGCCCAUCUGUGAAGUUCUGCUCAAUCAGAAGUACUUCAAUGGUAUCGGGAACUAUCUGAGGGCCGAAAUCCUUUUCAGGUUGAACAUUCCGCCCUUCGUGUCUGCCAGGACCGUGCUCGAAGGCCUCGAGUCAGAAGAUUUAUGUGAAAGUGGCAAGUCUGUGAAAAAUGAGAUUGCUGACUCAAAGACGUCAGACAGAGCUAAAAACAAAGGAGUGAAAGUGGAGAUGGGGGACCUGCUCAGACUGUGUCAUACAGUACCUCUGGAGGUGGUCAACCUAGGUGGAAAGGGCUAUGACCCUGAGAAGGCAGACUACUCUGACUUUGAGGCGUGGCUGCAGUGUUAUUAUGUGGAUGGAAUGAAAUCUAUCCGGGACCACAAUGGCAGAACGAUGUGGUUCAAAGGGGACCCAGGCCCCAUGGCACCUAAAGAUUCAAAGUCCCCCAGGGCAAAAAAGAGAGCAAAGAAAGAAGAUGACCAUGAUUACACAGACAACAAAAAGUUGGCCAGGAGUCGCUCUGAAAGCACAACGAAGAAAAGAGUGGUUAAACAGGAAACUGUGACCAAAAUACCAAAAAAAGAAAAGGAUGGAGGUUGGAAGGAAGCCAGAUCAAAGAAAAAACUGACCGAAAACAGCCGGGAAGUAAACACACUACAGCACGAGAAGCGAUCAACUGCACGUAGGAGGGCAGGCAGCAGUGCAGCGCCAACUGCAGGUGAGCUCUUCAUUUUCUCCCAAAGUGAAAAGUUGUUUCAACUGAGGGAAUUUUAGAACCAAUUUUGAUCUAAUGGAUUCCUCCUUGUUGCAGGCUCACUGAGGCGGAGCAGCAGAGUUACCAGACAGAACGAGUAAUAAAAAUGGGGAAUGGGGGAAAAAGGGAGGCAUGUUUUUAAGUUUUUAUACUAUUAACUGUUUUUUAAUAAAAACACACUACGACAAAA